AUGAACUCUUUCAUUCAGGAGCUGCGCAACCUCAGCAGCACCAGCAGCGCCAGCAGCAACAGUAGCUUCGAUUCGGGCCUAUCUCUAGGUGGGGACUCCAACGGCGGUAGUGGCCGGGCCACUACCACCAAUCAACAACAACAGCAACAGCAGCAACAACAACAGCAGAACAUCAUCUGGGGCAACAAGUCACUCUGGGGCCAACCACCCCCGAGCCCAUCGCCAGCAGCAAAGUCUUCGUCCACAGCUGAAUCAACGAACAACAGUAUGUACGCAAGCAAAGAUUCUUCGUCCUCAUCCCCGUGGAAUCCGCCGGCCAUUAGUCCGCCGAUCUCCCAGUCCCAAUCUCCCAACUUUCCGCAAAGUAUUUGGGAAAAUUCAGGUACGAACACAACUGACUCGACGACUCCCUCGCUGGGCUCAAUCUGGAUGAUUCCGGAGGCACCGUCCUCCCGUAGCGUUUGGAGUGACCCCGCACCGGUGGUCACUCCGGCCAAGUCCAGCAACUCUCAGCUACUGCGACCGGCCGAAAUAGGCUGCGCUACCAGCAACGGUAGCAAGCUAAGCUCCCUCUGGGCACCGAACGCAGCCUCCGGUGGUCGGACGUCGUCACCGUCGCCCUCGCUGGCUGCGUCCGGGAAUGUUUUGAAAUCUCUCCGAUUAGCUGGCACAGUGGGAGCCGGUGGGGCAGGCCCGAGCUCCAGCUUCGGCGGCUUGGGUGGCUUGAUUAUGGCGCCCGCUACUGCUGCUGGUGCUCCUGGCGGAGCUACCGGAUCGGCGAGCUCCUCCGGCACCGUCGGUUCCACACUGCAGCUAUUCUCGGACGAGUUUCUCAGUUAUCUAAAUAUCAACAAUUAG
Molecule: messenger RNA, 858 nt
Organism: Sabethes cyaneus
Lineage: Eukaryota; Metazoa; Arthropoda; Insecta; Diptera; Culicidae
Product: putative protein TPRXL
Exons: 1
Coding region: 1-858 (285 amino acids)
Source: RefSeq, a predicted model, not a curated record